Molecule: messenger RNA, 1716 nt
Organism: Eufriesea mexicana
Lineage: Eukaryota; Metazoa; Arthropoda; Insecta; Hymenoptera; Apidae
Product: recQ-mediated genome instability protein 1
Exons: 9
Coding region: 1-1716 (571 amino acids)
Biological process (GO): double-strand break repair via homologous recombination; resolution of meiotic recombination intermediates
Cellular component (GO): nuclear body; RecQ family helicase-topoisomerase III complex
Molecular function (GO): nucleotide binding
Source: RefSeq, a predicted model, not a curated record
AUGAAUGAGGAUAUACUGAAACGAAUAAAAAGCAAAUUAAAAUUAGAAUGUUAUUUAAUGAAUGACGAAUGGUUGCGAGAUUGUGUAGAGUUUUAUGUGAAUCAACAUGAAAAUCCACAUACACAAGAAAUUUUACAAUUUGUAAAAGUACAAUGGCAACUUAGUGAUUUGCGUGAAAUUAAUAAUAAUAAUGGAAGUUUGCCUCAUAAUCUUUUGGAGCAAAAAUUUGUUAUUUUAUCUGAAAACUAUAUUCUUCAGAUAGAACAAAUGUAUGAUAUUGCGACAUCAAAAUAUAAACAAUUAGAACAAAUUAGAAGUAUUCAUAUCUCAGAAGUAGAACAAUCUGAAACAGAAAAGAUGGAAAAGUGGAAACCACCCAAAAAAAGAAUGAUACAACUACGAUUAACAGAUGGGGUACAAGAUGUAAUUGGAAUUGAAUAUAGUUACAUCUCACAAUUAAAUGAUAUGUUAUUACCAGGAUAUAAAGUUAUGAUAAUGGGUCCAGUGAAAUGUCGUAAAGGUGUUUUGUUAUUAGAAGAAGGAAAACUUAAAGGAAUUGGUGGUGAAGUUGAUAAGUUAUUAAUUCCUAAUGCUUUGGAAAAUGUUUUAGCUAGAGCUUUGAAUCUUAAAGAAAAUCCUGAUCCCUAUAAUGAUAAUGAGACAAAAUCAAAAAACAUUAAACAAGAAGAACCACAAAUAGAUGCCAACUUCUUUGAAGAUGACUUUGAAAUAAAUCUUGAAAAUGUUUCCAAAAUUGAAGACUCACAUAGUAAAGACAAUAAAUAUAAUAAAAAUCUAACUAAAACAGAAACUAAGACAAAAAUUAGAAAUACUGAUACAAAAAUUAAAACAAUUACAAAUUGUGAAGAUAAACUGAUCAUGGAUGAUGACGAUUGCUUUUUGGAAAUGAUUGAUGAAGAACAACUUAUAGAAACAGAAAUAGGACAUAAGAACAUUGCAAUACCCUUUAGAACAUUGCCAACAGAAAAGAAUGAUAUUAUUAUAAUAAAUGAAGAUGAAGAAACUACAGAUGUAAAAUAUGAUAUUUUAAAAAGAGCUGGAAAAAGAGAUUCUUCACAUAUAAAUUCUGAGUUAUUUAGUACCAAAAUAAAUUCAUCAGUUAGUACUUCAUCUUCAAAAAUAGAAGGAAAGGCUUUACUAGUUGGUGAAAAAAGAAGUAUUCCAAUGUCUCCACCUAUAGCAAAAACUUUGAAAAUAAGUAAAAUGGAUAGAAAAAUUACAGAAUUUACAAAAGUAGUAAAUAUUUUUGAAGAACCAAAAAUUUGUGAAUUUAUUCAUGAUAUAAAUAAUGAAGUAGUAACAGAAACUAUUUUUAAAACAGUUCGAGGUCGUGUUGAAAUUCUUGGAAAAUUGACAAAAAGUGAUUUAUCAUGGAUUUUGGAAGCUACAAUAGCAGAUGGUACUGGAACAAUAAAUGUUUCUUUCUCAAAUAAGGUUUUGGAGGAUUUAUUAGGUUUCAGUGUACAAGAAUUUUCAUUGAAAAAGAAAUUGAAGAAAAAUCCAGACAUUGAACAUAAACUUAGGAUGAGCUUUCGUAAUGCAGAACAAAAGAUAAAAACUUUGGAUGCACUACUAAACUUAGAAUUGAAUACAAAUAAAAAGCCAACCGUGAUUGAAAUCAAUAACCUAACUCAGGAACAGAAAGAAAUAAUAGACAGAAGACUAAGAAAUUUUCUACUUAAGAUUAAUAAUUAA